AAGAAAGAGUGAGAUAUUCAUCCGCGCAAAUCCACGUCACCUCAUUCCACAGUACACAAAGCUCGUUCUCGUGUUCAUCGGCCAAAAUCUAGGAUUAUAUUAAUUCUUCAAAUCCAUUUGUAUUUCUUAAUUAAUUAUCUUCACCUAGGAAAUAUACAUAUUCAUUCAUCUCCACCUCAGUCAACCGGAAAUCUCUCCAUCCCGGCCGCGUAAUUUCUCAUCGACGCCAUCUCUCUUUCUCUCUCCUCCCGCUUUUAUUGCAACCCCAGAGAUCUGCUACUCUAAUUAAACCUCUAUAUCUUCGCACUCCAACUUCAAAUCUUCAAUUCAAUUCAACCUCAACUCAAAUUUCAAAUCUUGGAGAGAGAAACACAAACUAGAGAGAGUUAGAGAUGGAUCGGAGAAGAGCGCUAAGUCCGGUGUAUACAAGGCAGUGGAGCAGCAACUCUAGCAGCACCGAUUCAGUAUCACCGGCGAUGUCACCAGCUCACCCUAGCUCUCGCCUCGGCACCGGUUACUCAACAGUUAAGCGUACUCAGAACGUCGCUGCUAAAGCCGCUGCUCGGAGAUUGGCUCAGGUUAUGGCUACUCAAACUGCUACCGAUGAUGAUGACGACGACGAUGAUAAUGAUGAUCAUACUGAUCUUGGAUUGCGCUUUGGUGCUCCUCCUCCGUCUUUCGUUCCAAAGGCUAAGAAUUCUACCAAUGGCUUUCAUUCUCAGUUACCUGCUCUCUCCCCUGCCCGCCCUUCCAACCGCGCUCCGUCGCCUGCGUUAGGUAGGAACUAUGUAGAUCACAACACACAUUCUGUACGUUCAGCAUCAGCUGGAAGGUCAGCGACAUUUCGCCAUUCUGCGGUUUCACAAUCUUCUAAAGUGGCUAUAAAGACUCCUGCUGCGAUCCCACCGAUAGACCUUCCCACUCCCAAGACAAGAGCAGAUAAAAGGUUUCCGGAUUUAGGUCAUCUCAAUUUGAAAGAUCCAGGAAGUGGGCCAGAAGAUGCUGCUCUUCUCGAUGAAUUGGAUAUGCUGCAACAAGAGAAUGAAAAUGUCCUUGAACAGCUCCGAGAGGCUGAAAGAAAACGUGAAGAAGCGGAGGCCAGAGCAAAAGAACUUGAAAGACAGGUUGCAUCUAUGGGUGAAGGUUUAUCUCUGGAAGCUAAAUUGUUGAGCAGGAAGGAAGCAGCAUUACGUCAAAGGGAGGCUGCCCUUGUGGCUGCAAAGCAACGUAGGGAAGGCAAAGAGGAAAUGGAGACCUUACAUUCAGAAAUUGAGAACCUAAGGAUGGAGGCUGCAACAACUAUGGACAAGCUUCAAGAAGCUGAGUCUGAGGCAAAAUCUAUGCGCACCAUGACUAAGAGAAUGGUUUUGACCCAGGAAGAGAUGGAGGAAGUAGUUCUUAAGAGGUGCUGGCUUGCCCGUUAUUGGGGCCUGGCUGUUCAGUAUGGCAUUUGUGCUGAUAUAGCAGGGUCCAAGUAUGAACAUUGGUCUAGAUAUGCUCCUCUUCCAUUUGAAGUUGUUAUAUCUGCAGGACAGAAGGCCAAGGAGGAUUCCUUAAACAAAGACGAGAGUAAUUCAAGUAGAUGGAGCAAGUCUGGCCGAGAUACCAGUGAUCAUUCUGCAGAAGGAAACAUUGAAACUAUGCUUUCAGUAGAAAUGGGUUUAAGGGAAAUGGCUUCCUUGAAGAUUGAGGAUGCAGUUGCACUGUCAAUGGCACAGAAAAGACGCCCGAAUUUAGUCCGAGAUUUCAAAGUGGCGGGUGAUCCGAAGUUCAUGGAGUCAUUUGAACUAAGUCAAGAGGAGUCAGAUGAUGUUCUCUUUAAAGAGGCUUGGCUCACAUAUUUUUGGAAAAGAGCAAGAGAUCACCAAGUCGAGGAAGACAUUGCUGAAGAGCAACUUCAAUUGUGGACCAGCCGAAGUGGACAGUCUCCAGCAUUGCAGGAUGCAGUUGAUGUUGAACGUGGUCUGAUUGAGCUACGCAAACUUGGGUUAGAACAGCAACUUUGGGAAACAUCUCGCAAAGAGAUUGAGAAUUAUUCCCCUUCAAUGGAAGUUGUCAGCCACAAACAUGACGUUGAAUCGGAGAAUUCCACAUGAUGGACUUUGGGCGACUAUACUGUGUGGUAAUUAAUUCUAUUUUCACCCUUUUCCUUGGUUAUUUUAAAUGUAAUGCCUGGCAUUUUUGUUCAGUUCACUGAGUUCUAUACCUUUGAGAAUCAAGUGUAGAGGUUGGUGGCAUUCUGUAUGUGGUUAGUCUCUUGAUAUGAAUCCUUGUAAAUUUGGUGUGUAAUUAAGUUUCCUGUAUAAAAUUUGAGAAAUUCAGUAAAUUUUGAAAUCAAUAGGUUUUGCGAUUA
This is a messenger RNA of Beta vulgaris subsp. vulgaris (sugar beet), 2353 nucleotides long. Its product is annotated as coiled-coil domain-containing protein SCD2. The transcript is spliced from 17 exons. Gene Ontology annotation, biological process: cytokinesis by cell plate formation. The record is from RefSeq and is a predicted model, not a curated record. Lineage: Eukaryota; Viridiplantae; Streptophyta; Magnoliopsida; Caryophyllales; Amaranthaceae. Bases 393 to 2096 code for a protein of 567 amino acids.